AGCACCAAGAGGGGCCGGUUCUGAGUAAACGCUGGUCACGACGGCUAGAUCGGUGGCCGCCAUGUGGCACCUUCAUAUCCCCAGCCGCUGGGACGAGACGCUAGCUUGGGGUCCUCUAGUCACCCAGAUGGCCCGGCCACGAAUGGGCUGGAAUGGAAAUCUUAUUCAUCGCCUUUGCAACCGUUUCUAGCUCAGGCAGAGUCUCCAUCUAUCCUGCCAUUUUUUACGGUGUGCCAGAACAGCGUCCUUCAUUCCUUCAUUCCUGGCCAAACCUUCGAUCCAUUAGAACUCCACCUCAUGGGGCUGCACCGUCCUACUUAAAUUGCUCGGCAUUCAGGUCUGGGCCCAUCCAUGUGCUCAACCCAACUUACUCGACUUCAUCACUUUUCUUGGAUUGUAUGCUUCGGUUACACUUCCUCUUGAGAAAAUGGAACACUCGGCCGAGAUAAGCUCUCCAGCUUGGCAUCGCUUGUCUAGGACUCUAUUCUCUAUUGCUCAAAAUCAAAGAAGGUCU
This is a messenger RNA of Aspergillus ibericus CBS 121593, 514 nucleotides long. RefSeq lists its product as uncharacterized. The transcript has a single exon. The record is from RefSeq and is a predicted model, not a curated record. NCBI's taxonomy places the organism in Eukaryota, Fungi, Ascomycota, Eurotiomycetes, Eurotiales, Aspergillaceae. Bases 153 to 449 code for a protein of 98 amino acids.